CGCGGCCGGCACUAGCUCUCGGGGCAGCUGUGGGAGCUGGCGGCUGAGCCCGCCGCGCGGGAGGACACGGCUGCGAGGCGCUGCUCCAUCCCUCCAUCCGUCCUGCCACCCGCCGAGCGGGGCCUGCCCUGCCCGUCCGUCCGUCUGUCUGUCGUGCCCCGUCCCUCAGCCCCACCGAGCGGGUGCUUCAGGCCUGGCAAGCGCCGUGCCCGCGGCUGGCGUGCGGAUGCUCUGUUAUGGUGGCUGCCUUUCUGAGGGGCACAAUGUGACGUGUCCAGACUUUUCUGUAAAAUAAGCUUUGAAGAGAUCAAACCUGGCAAUGGGCACUUGUGACUAAAUAAGAUCUCCUAAAGAUAACAUUCUUUAAUCUCCAGAGAUGACAGCUGUUGCAGUGCUAGAGGAGGUGCUGGUGUCCAUUGAGAAUGAGCUGCAGGCAGUGGAGAUGCAGAUCCAGGAGCUUGUGGAUAAGCAGCAGGAACUCCUUCAAAAGAAGAUGAGGGUGAAGAAUCUGAUAAAACAGUCCUCAGGAGACUUGGAGGCAGGUGGAAGUAAAGACACUGAAACCUCAGCUGAGGAAUGGAACAAAAAAGAUUUUCCAUGGUAUGAGAAGAUAAAAACUGCACUGCAGAGCAAAUUUAAACUCCAGAAGUUCAGAUCACUGCAACUUGAAACAGUAAAUGCUGCAAUGGCAGGGAAGGAUAUAUUUCUUGUCAUGCCUACAGGUGGUGGGAAGAGCCUUUGUUACCAGUUACCAGCUGUCUGUUCUGAUGGUUUCACACUGGUGAUAUGUCCUUUGAUAUCUCUCAUGGAAGAUCAGCUCAUGGUUUUGGAACAGCUUGGUAUCUCUGCAGCUUUAUUAAAUGCCUCAAGCAGCAAGGAACACGUGAAGUGGGUCCACACGGAAAUGCUGAAGAGGAAUUCCCAGCUGAAGCUCAUUUAUGUGACCCCAGAGAAGAUUGCAAAGAGCAAAAUGUUCAUGUCCAAGCUGGAGAAGGCUUACCAGGCCGGGUGCCUGGCUCGCAUCGCUGUGGAUGAGGUGCACUGCUGCAGUCAGUGGGGCCACGACUUCAGGCCUGACUACAAGUCUCUUGGUAUCCUGAAAAGACAGUUUCCCAAUGCUCCCUUGAUUGGAUUGACAGCAACAGCUACCAAUCAUGUUUUAAAGGAUGCUCAGAACAUCUUGCAUGUUCAGAAGUGCAUUACCUUUACUGCUUCCUUCAACAGGCCCAACCUUUACUAUGAGGUUCGGCAUAAGCCUUCAAAUAACGAAGAUUUCAUUGAGGACAUAGUUAAGACAAUUAAUGGAAGAUACAAAGGACUGUCAGGAAUUGUUUACUGCUUUUCUCAGAAGGAUUCUGAGCAAGUUACUGUGAGUUUGCAGAAACUGGGAAUCAAGGCAGGGACUUACCAUGCAAACAUGGAUGCUAAAUAUAAAACCAAAGUUCAUAAAGGAUGGGCAACAAAUCAAAUCCAGGUUGUAGUGGCAACUGUUGCUUUUGGCAUGGGAAUUGAUAAACCUGAUGUGAGGUUUGUAAUUCAUCACUCUAUGAGCAAGUCCAUGGAAAACUACUACCAAGAGAGUGGACGUGCAGGUAGAGAUGACCAAAAAGCUGACUGCAUUUUGUAUUAUGGAUUUGGAGAUAUAUUCAGAAUCAGCUCAAUGGUGGUGAUGGAAAAUGUUGGCCAAGAGAAGCUGUAUGAUAUGGUAUCUUACUGCCAAAAUAUGACCAAGUGUCGCCGGGUGCUCAUAGCCCACCACUUCGAUGAAGUGUGGGAUUCUGCAAACUGCAACAGAAUGUGUGAUAACUGCUGUAGAGAGAAUGCAUGUGAGAAGAUGGAUGUUACAGGAUACUGCAGGGAUCUGAUAAAGAUCCUUGAGCAAGCUGACAGCAUGAGUGAGAAACUCACCCCACUGAAAUUAAUCGAUGCCUGGUCUGGGAAAGGUGUGUCCAAGUUCAGGGUGCCUGAAGUUACUCCACCCAAGCACCCUCGAGAGGAGCUGGAGAGAAUUAUUGCCCAUUUGCUGCUGCAGCAGUAUCUGAAGGAGGAUUUCAGCUUCACAGCCUUUGCUACAAUAUCCUACCUGAAGGUGGGACCCAAAGCCCGGCUGCUGAAAAACGAGGGACAUGUCAUCACCAUAGAAGGGAUAACAAACAGCAGAAGUGUUUUCAAGGUCAAACCAUCUCAAUCUUCAAAUUCAAAAGGAAGCAGAGAAAAUGCCCAGACUGGAACAAAGACUGUCCAAGAUUCAGUGGUGAAGAAAUCACAGGAACAUAAACGGCCCAGCUGUGGUCCUAACUUAAAAGCAAAGAAGCCUAAGCUUCAGGCAGGUGCAGAUGACCAACCAGUACUAAUUGACUGAGUGUCACAGACUAAAUUUAGGAUCUAAUCAUGGUUGCUGCUCCAUGGACAGUGCAGUGUGUAAGUUCAGUUUGUGCUUUAGUAAUGGUGUUUUUAUUUAAUAAACACUGAACAGGGAACAAAUAUCUUAAAAAACUGUCAAAUCGAGAAGGCUAAUAGAGGAGGAAAAAGUGUUUCAUAUCAAAAUAAUUGGUGCCAAUCUUGGGUUACAGCAAUGAUUACAAAAGCUAUAUAAAUGACCACGUUGCCUUUUUACCUCUUUUGGAAGUGUAGAAUACAGUAACACUGUGGUGGGUUCUUGCAGUCUGGAAAGGACUGCCAAAGGUGCAGAGGUUUCCAGACUUCCUUCCUGUGGGAGUCUCCACCCACUGCUCCACUGAGAGUCCUCUAGAGAUUUCUCUCCUUUGCAGCACAGGACUUGGUGGUCCUUAGCUCUGCACAAAGGCCCUGUGAGCCUCUGUUCCUUCUGCCUGCUGUGCAGGUGCUUUUCCUCUUCACCAGUGACUCCACUGCAGCCAGGGCACUGCCCCCCCAGGGCAGCUGCUGUCACCAGCCCCAGGGAGUGACAGCAGACAUCUGGGGCUGGGAUGCUCCAGCAUCCUUCCCCCGGAGCCCUGGCUGGCUCAGAGCUGCUGCUGUGCCAGGGCUGGUUGUUCCAGCCCAUGUGGGCACUGUCCCUACCCCCACUGUGGCAUGACUGAGUGAAAUAUUGUAUGUAUUUGAGUGAAAUAUUAUGUGUAUUUAUUCCUUUGAAAUAUGUCUGUUGCUCUUAAAAUUGGACUUCUCUAGGUUGUUAUUCAAAUAGAAAUUUAUGACUUCUGUGCUUGGCAGAAGUACCUCAAUUUAAGUGUACAAACAAGACAACCUGCCAGCCUAGGAAACACUCAACAGCUACUGCUGCCUGCAAGCAUUCUCAGGCACCUGUGCUGACUGCUAGAUUCAAUUUUCUUUUCUUACUUUUAACAUCUUAGCAGCCCAAGAUCAGAAAGGCAUGUUCAGUUUCAUUAAUAAAUGCAAAUUCUGGGUGGUUGCAUUUUAGCUCUUCUCCCUUACACUUACAUGUAUAACAAAUACACAACUAAUACCAUUAUCAACAUGCUCUUCAUCUUUAUUUUUCUGGUAAAAAUGUGACGGUGACUAAAGCCUAUAAUCUUUCACCCAUCCUUUAGCUGAGACCUUUGCCAAAAAAUGAAAAUUUAGUUAAAAACAGUCAUUCUCCUCAAAAACAUUAGGUGAUUUGUCUGGGACAAGUCUCAAUAUGUACUGCCAGCUUUGUAUUGAGUACAAUAAAUGGUUCCCAAUUUGACCCAAAAUAAAUAGCAACUCUCAGGCA
Messenger RNA from Onychostruthus taczanowskii (white-rumped snowfinch), 3694 nucleotides. RefSeq names its product RecQ like helicase (gene RECQL). Gene Ontology annotation, biological process: double-strand break repair via homologous recombination. Gene Ontology annotation, molecular function: ATP binding; nucleic acid binding; four-way junction helicase activity. NCBI's taxonomy places the organism in Eukaryota, Metazoa, Chordata, Aves, Passeriformes, Passeridae. The transcript is spliced from 16 exons. Gene Ontology annotation, cellular component: chromosome; cytoplasm. The record is from RefSeq and is a predicted model, not a curated record. The coding region runs from base 377 to 2362 and encodes 661 amino acids.